Molecule: messenger RNA, 772 nt
Organism: Vigna umbellata (rice bean)
Lineage: Eukaryota; Viridiplantae; Streptophyta; Magnoliopsida; Fabales; Fabaceae
Source: RefSeq, a predicted model, not a curated record
AAGAGAAAAGGAGGAACUAUCUUUUGACGCCGCAGCACACAUAAUUUUUUUUGAGGUUGCUUCUCUUCCGCCGCGCACCCGUGUUCACUGUCUCUGAGGUUGCAGGGUUUCACGACUCCAAUGGCGGCUUUCGACCACUUCGGAAACAUGUACGAAGUCGCAUUCAAGCCCCGCCUGCUUCUCUCACUCAUAAGAGACCAUCUUCCCGACGAGAAUAGUACCUUCUCCGACCCCUCUAAACUCUCAAAGGCCGUGUCACUCGUAAAAACGCACUCUCUUCUAUCCGAGUCUUUCCUCGCAGACUCCACGUCCGCCAAAGUAAUCGAAGCCUGGAAGUCCGCAUUUUCUUCAUGGCUCAACCGCAUAUUCUCCCUCCUCUCCACCUCCAUGCCUGAUAAAUGCUGGGCGGGGAUCUCUCUGCUCGGGGUGACAUGUGAAGAGUGCAGCUCUGAGCGAUUUCUGGAGUCUUACUCUGCGUGGUUCAACAAGUUGCUGGCUUUUCUACAGUCACCAGCAGAUUCACAUCUAGUGAGGGUAGCGGCUUGUGCUUCAUUGUCUGAUAUAUUUAUAAGGUUAGAUAUUUUUUUUCCUACCUUGAGACUAUUAGUUGGUACAAAUAUUGGUCUGCAAUGUAGAGUGCUCAUGCUUGAUGCAUCUGAUUUCUCUCUCUCUCUCUCUCUCUCUCUCUCUCUCUCUUUCUGCAUGCUACUGCAUGGUUGUCACCUAUGUCAGCAAUAAUUUUUUCUUUCUCUGUUAUGCAUAAUACUCAAUA